AUGAUUGUUGAGCAUUCAAAAACCAUUGGAUCUAAGCAACCUCUAUCGCUAAUAAUAAUUGGUUUUGGAGGGACUGGGAAAAGCUACCUCAUACAUGCAAUUCAUAGCUUCUUGAAAAAUAGAUGUGUUGUAACAGCAACAACUGGUAAAGCCGCCUACCUUAUCAAUGGUGUGACAAUUCAUUCCUUUUUAAGACUUCCAGUUGCUUGUAUGCCUCAAAAAGAUUUGUCGGGCCAAAGUCUUUGCAUGUUGCAAGAUAAAAUGUCAACUAUUGAUUAUAUACUCAUCGAUGAAUACUCCAUGCUUGGUCAAACAUCAAUGGGUUGGAUAGAUAGGCGUUGUAGACAAGCCACGGGAGUCAAAGAUCAGUUGUUUGGUGGCAAAUCAAUUAUUUUGAUUGGCGAUCCUGGUCAAUUGCCUCCGGUUUGUGACAAACCAUUGUACUACUCCAAACCAUCGAACAGUUUAGGGCAACAAGGAUAUUAUGCUUAUAUGAUGUUUGAAAAAGUUGUAAUUCUUAAACAUAAUCAGAGAGUAAAUGGUUCUCAAUCGGAUCAAGCCAUAUUUAGAGGACUUUUAUCACGACUUCGAAAUGGUGAUUCCACUUGUGAUGACUGGAACCUUCUGUUGACUAGACAGCCGAGUCGUGUUAAAAAUCUUGAUGAUUUUGAAAAUGCAAUAAGGUUAUACUACAGUAAUGAACAAGUAGCAAAGUACAAUUAUGAACACUUACUUAAUUUACAAAAACCAGUUGCGACAAUACAUGCCAGACAUUCAAGUAACAAGGCCAAGUGUAUUAGCUCUCAAGAUAUGCUUGGUUUACAAGCAGUACUGUAUAUUUGUAAAGGUGCUCGUGUUAUGUUAACAAUGAAUCUAUGGCCAUCAGUUGGUCUUUGUAAUGGAACAGCAGGAGUUGUUCUGGAUAUAAUUUAUGCCACUAAUCAUCAACCUCCAGAUUUACCUAUUGCUGUAAUUGUUAAAUUUGAUGACUAUACUGGUCCUUCGUUCUCUACUAUACCAAAUUGUGUUCCAAUUCCACCGAUAACAGCCAGUAUAAAUGCAUGUAAUUCAGUACAUGAAAGACAACAAAUACCUCUUAGACUUGCCUGGGCCCUAACAAUUCAUAAAAGUCAAGGUUUAACAUUAGAUAAGGCAUGGAUUGAUAUUGGGAAAAAAGAAACUACUCUUGGGUUAACAUAUGUAGCAAUAAGUAAGUAGGGUUCGAAAUCUUUCAUCACUGGUCAUUGAACCAAUAACAUUUCAAAGACUUUUGGAAAUUAAGAAAAAGGAAAUGCUUCGUUAUAGAUUGAAUGAAGAAAAACGCUUAGAAUUACUUUCUGUACAAUCUCAGACAUAAACUAGUCGGCGAAUUUCUUGCUUUCAAGGUUGGUAGUACAGUAUGUAGUACCGAUAUUUAUUUUGUUUAAAUUUUUCUCGUUUUUAGUGUGUUGUACAAUAUUAAAAUGACUGACUUGAAAGGUAACGUUUGUAUUUGUUUUUUUGGGUUUGUUUGUUUUUUGAGGGAGGGAGUGCACUGUACAGAAAAUUUAGGGAAGAUAAAAAAAUGUUUUUACGUUGGUUCUAUGUCACCAUGAGUGGUGUUUCAUCGAGCACAAGUCAUUGUCAGGAAGUUCCUGACUAUUAAAAAAAUUGCCAAUAUAGCGAAUAUAUCUCUUCUGACUUAGGUGAAGAAAUAAAGACAGAAGACAACAAUGACAGUAAGUAUGUUUCAUUAGAGUACAUCACACCAUUAUCGGAAUUACACCAUUAGCAUCAGGAAGUGCAACUUAACAACUAUUUCAUGUCAUUAGACAUGUUUGUAAAUAUGUGUUGCACUGCAUACGUUUUCAUAUAGAAUACUUUCACAGCCUCAUAAUAGUUUGCUUUGUUGUUUUUCAGGCGGUGUCUUAGUAGGUUAUGUUCACAACCUGUCAGAAAUAAAGACAAGUCAACGAAAUAAUUUGUAUUUCGAUAUGUCUCUACAAACAGAAGAUAAACUGUACAGAGCAGUGUGUUUUUCGCCCGAAAAGCACCAGCAAUGUAAAAGUAUGUGCGAGUCGUCUUCCCCAAUCAAGUUAACCAAGUACCACCUGAAAAGAAACAGUCGGAGUGACCAGGAUGAAGUACACAUCAACAAACGGACACGAUUGUUAGAACCAGACCGCAACGAGAUCAAUUUUGACAUAAAACAACUUGAACCGGCUAAGCAAGAAAAGAGCGUCCAAUCGACGGUACAUGAAGCACUUAUAGGACCACCGAAUCUUAAAGUGGAUGUUUCUGGUCGAAUCACCUUCCAAGGCCCUGAAGAGACGGUCUUUUCCAAAGGAAAAACGCUGAGGAAACAAGAGACUUUACUCACUGAUAACACGGCGUCAGCAAGAUUUGUGUUGUGGGAAACUGAUAUCGAUAAGAUUGCAACGGGAAAUUCGUACGAAUUGUCCAGUGUCACGGUACGUCAAUAUAACCAAACCAACUACCUCUCUUUGAACAAGCAAUCUGUUAUAGUAGAAUCAUUUGCUACCAUUGAGAGGGAAGAUGAGCAAUCUACAGAUAACAACUUGGGCUUGGCCAAAGUCUUCUGUCCAGCAGAUGGUGUUCAAUCGAUCAGGAGAUUCCUUUCAAGCAACAAGUGUCAUUCAAAAUUGGCACCCAUACCUGACAAGAAUAUUGUGAAAUGUAGUGAGUGUGGACUUGCCCAACUAAAGAGUAAAUCCAAACAGCGGUUGUUAGCAAGUGUUAUCUUUCCAUCAGAAGGUUCCACCAAGUCCCUCAUGCUCUUCGAUGAUAAAAUACGCGAGUUAUACAAACUUUAUGUGGAACAAAAUGGUUCGCAACCAGAAUUUUCAAGUUUUGAUGACGAUAACAUAAUGGAGAUGAUCUUGACAGUUGAAGCAAUUAUUUACUUCAACACCAAAAACAAUGUUGUUGCAGUAGCCAAAAAAUGUUAA
This is a messenger RNA of Paramuricea clavata, 2948 nucleotides long. NCBI's taxonomy places the organism in Eukaryota, Metazoa, Cnidaria, Anthozoa, Malacalcyonacea, Plexauridae. The record is from the annotation of a GenBank genome assembly.